AUGGGCAACAAGCCCUCGUCACACGGAUACCUAAAGCCCAGCUACCAAAAACUAAAACCAAUACACACACCGCAGGACAUCUCUGCGCAGCAAGAAGCCAAGGCCACCCCAACUGACCCGGACCUCCUCGACUUCACCAGCCCAGACUGGAUCAAAUGCUCGACGUACAAACUCAACGCGCUAACCUGGACCUCCUUCGCCUGGGCCUCUCCCUCGCAAGCCAGCCAGAAAAUCUGGGGCCACUCGACGCGCGGUCGUCUCUCGCUGCCGCGCAGCAAGCCUUCGCUGCCGACGUCAGCAUAUGUGAAAUCGCACCUGGAAGCCGUAGCGCAGGACUUCAAGCGCGCGUCCGUGAUCCUGCGGCUGCAGGCGCGCGGCGGCUGCGAGAAGCCGUGUGCCGAUUAUCUGGGUGUGACGCCGCUGUUUGGCGAGGUCGUCAUGCUGAUUGUGUAUGCGGCGGAUUUGACGGAGGGCUGUGAGGAACUGGUGGUUUGGGACGAGCAGGAUGAGUGGUACCGCGCUUGCAUUUAUUUUCGCGAUGCGGUGAGGGAGGAUGAUGCGGUUUGGAGGGUGCUUUGUGCCGAGUAUGGGAUUGAUAAGUAUAGGGCGUUGGAGAGGGCGUGGAAUGAUGGGAGUGUGGAGUGGUUGUUGUUGGAUGAGGGGUAUUAG
Molecule: messenger RNA, 669 nt
Organism: Exserohilum turcica Et28A
Lineage: Eukaryota; Fungi; Ascomycota; Dothideomycetes; Pleosporales; Pleosporaceae
Exons: 1
Coding region: 1-669 (222 amino acids)
Source: RefSeq, a predicted model, not a curated record